Messenger RNA from Mizuhopecten yessoensis (Yesso scallop), 4530 nucleotides. RefSeq lists its product as uncharacterized. Gene Ontology annotation, biological process: proteolysis. The transcript is spliced from 10 exons. The coding region runs from base 110 to 1558 and encodes 482 amino acids. The record is from RefSeq and is a predicted model, not a curated record. NCBI's taxonomy places the organism in Eukaryota, Metazoa, Mollusca, Bivalvia, Pectinida, Pectinidae. Gene Ontology annotation, molecular function: protein binding; cysteine-type endopeptidase activity.
AGAAGAAAUGGGUAUUCCCCUUGAUUUCCUACUUUCAUUUUCACAGAAGAGGAAGGAAAAUGACUAACUUAAAAACAGGGAAUUAUUAUUUAUAAAGUAACAAAGUAUCAUGGAUGAUCACGGCAGAGGACGUUGGGUCAAAGUGAAAGCAACAUGGAAAGAAGUUCAUCGCCGAAGUAUCGAUCCGUCAUUAAGGUUAGAGGAUGUGAAACGGGACGUACAGACAUGGUUUCCAUUACUGGCAGACCAGGAGGUCAGUCUGGAUUUAGUCUAUCAAGAUGAUGAUGGAGACGAGGUAACUAUAGCGACAGAAGAAGAUUGGAGGGAGAUAUGUUCAAAUCUGUCAGAGCUAAAACUCAGCAUACGAGCUACACACAUUCGUAGACCGAAGGCAUCAUUUAGUGAAUCUACAAAGAGUGGCUACAGCACUGCGUCCGUUCUACGGAAUCUCUCCAACUCAGAUAACAAUCAAUUGACUAAUGGAACCCAGGUUAAGACUCGUGACUCUGGCAACAUGGAGUCUGAAGUGCCACAUCAAAUAUCUGGCAUUGUCACGCAGGCAAGUGAUGACAUUUUCCAGCGGAAUGGAAAUCAAGAAGAUGUGUCCUCCUCUGGCAUGAGUCCCAGACCAGAACAUGCACAGUCAAACUUUUCCUUCUCGAAUGGACAAGUCCAAUCAAGUGACGAAGACGAGGUUUACUGGCCUCCCACGUCAGGUGACACGUUGGACCAGGUCAAGGUCAAGAGAUGUCCAAACCCUGACAACGUGGACAGCAGGGCUCGGGAUCCAGCUAAUUCCUAUCACAGUGAUACCAAAGGCAGAGUAAUCAUAUUUAACAACAAGAAGUUCACAUCAGAACCAGAUAUCCAGGGAGAUUUUGAUACCACAUGUUUGUCUUUGUUAUUCAAGGACCUUAAAUAUGAUGUCUGCUCCUACACAAAUCAAUCUGCACAGCAAAUGCGUGAGAAGUUGGAGAAAGAAAAAGCGGUUCUGGCGAAAACAAAGUACAGUUGUUAUAUUGUCUUCAUCCUGACUCACUGUGAUCCGAAAACAAAAACCCUGUCUGGGAGCAAAGGGGACACAAUUCCACUGGACGAAAUCACAGGUCGUCUGAAAGAAGAGGAUGCACUGAAGGGGGUUCCCAAGCUGGUGUUUAUUGAUGGUGUGAAGCAUGACUUCCAGGAAAGUGUGCCGAAGCUUGGUAAUGUACCCUCUAGUAAUGCAUUAAAGAUGCCUGUCACCACGGGGGUAGAUAGACCUUGGACAGCACAAGGAGUAGACAGUACAGAUUCUUGUCCAUCAAACAACAUGGAUGACUUUUACAUAUACAUGGCGGGAACACUGGGUGAAGGAAAUCCCACCUACAAGGGUUCCUUAAUGCUCCAGGCAUUGGUGAAAGUGUUCUGUACCUACAUGUACAGGGACAGUCUCAGUGAAAUGAUGGUCAAGGUUGAGCGACUAAUGGAAGACGCUCGAACCAAAACCAUCAGAUUUCGGAUGCCCCAACAGACAACUGACACAUUGAAAAAGGACCUAUAUUUCCAUGUGAAUGAAUGAAGUGCAUUGGAGCCUUUGGUUGGAGAUUAAAUACAGUUCAUGAUGUGGAUAAAUUUUCCUCGUACAAGGUUAUAUUUUUUACAGUGAGGGGAAUACCAUUUGUUUAGGAUGAAAUUUCCUCCCAAGUGUAUAUAUCCCCCAUCCUUGAGAAUUUGGGGGAGUACUAGUAUAUCCACAAUCCUUGGGAACUUCCAGGGGUGCUAGCAAUUAAAAUAUUCCUGGCAAAGACAUACCUAUUUGAGAUGCAACCAGUGAAUUAAGUAACUCUUUAUUAAGCUGUGUUUGGUUAUUUAACCAUUUUAUUAUUAUUUUUUCACAAUAUGACCAGACUGUUAUGCAUGAAUUAUGACUUUCAUGAAUGAAACAGUCAACAAUAUUCAAUUAUAUCAAUUAAUGGUCACAUGUUUUUAGGGAAAUUUCAUUCUGUAUAAAUAUACACAUCAAACAUGUUUUUGUUUUAUUAUUGAUGUUUUAACUACUGGAAUGAAUUGAUAAACUUCAAACUGAUGGAGAAUAUUCUUGUGUAUUAUGUCAUCAUUUGUUGUGUUCUAAUUUUAAGGCAACAAAAUAAUGAAUAACCAAACUUGAAUUCAUCAGAUGUGCCCGAGAAUUAACAGUAAAAAAUCAUGUACACAGACAUGAUAAUAUUCAUGCUGUUUGAACAAUGCAAAAACAAAGGUUUGUUCGUAUUUUGACACAGACACAUAUUGUAUGCUAGUUUGUCAAUCCUCCAGUGAAUGCCAUUUUCACGGCAUGUAUAACAUGCAAUUACAAAACACACCAAACAAACAAAUGACAUCUUUUAUUUAUAGCAGCAAGUUUUGAUUGUCAAAAUUUGGACUAAUCAAAACACUUUGGUAGAACCCAUAAUAGUGCACAAAUGAAUAAAUCUAAAAUAAUAAAACUGCCCCCCAGAUAAUUUGCACUACGAAGUAAGUGAAUCAAGAAGACUAUACCAUAUAUUUUUGUUAAUUAAGAAAACAUGAAUGUAAAAUAGGUUGUAUAUCAUUAUCUGUUUUAUUAUAUAAAUAUAUAAAUUUCCGUCUAUAUAUACGGUUCUUUGUUAUAAAAACCUUUUUCCUUCUUCGUUUUGUUAAUGUGUCACCCAUUUCAGUGUGUGUUUUUGUAUGAAAGUGAAGGCCAUGUGAGGAGGGUUUUUUUCUAAAAAUUAAUCUCACCCUAGUUUUACAUUUAUUUUUGCUUCAAAAGCAUGUUUUUUUCACUUAGUAACUGAAAAACCAUUGAACUGAUUGUUAUGACCUAUUGGAACGAAUUAUUAAUUGUCCACACCUGGAUAAAAUAUUAAUCUUGCUAUAUUUUAUAAAUCAUAAAAACAAUUUAUUCUAACCUAUUCUUGUACAGAAUUGCAUAAUCUGAACUUACCUUAAAUUUUGGGAAUACAUCAUACAUGUAACCUUUUAAUGCGCAUAUUGAUAUCUUGUUUAUUCAUUAAUACCAUGUCCUAUAUUUUACAGAUAUUGUAUAUCGGGUAUUUUUCUUUAAUGUCUAACUUUCGCGAGACGUUGAAAUCGAGAAAAAUAGAUUGUAAACUUUUUAUCACUUUCCACAAGAUGUUACAUCCCUUGAUGCAAUCGGGCAAGAAAAAAGUUAACGACUACAUAUACUCGCAUAUCGGAUUUAUGGAAAAGACAUAUUACCUAAAACAACUGACCGGUUUCCUUUUUGCCAAUGAAUAAGACGGAGAAGGAAAAGCCCACUAAAGGUCAUUUAUAUACGUGAGUUUAAAAGUCAAACGGAAAAAAUAUCAUACCGUUAUAUGUACCUGAUCCCAUGGUGAUUAAAUAUAUAUAUAAAAGCAAAAAAAAAUGGUAAAUAAUCAAAAAUCGUAUUUCAGUCAAAAAGUAGUUAUUUAAGGAUUGAAUUAUGUUUUGUUGAGGUUUAUGGGGUAUUUUGAUGGACUACGAACUGAAUAAUAAUUAUAUCGAGUUCAAGUUCAGUAGAGAUGUAAGUAUAUGUCUAUUGAUCCUUUAAGCUCUCUCACCAUGGAGGUUAUUGCUGUAUAUUUUAUGGGUUAAAAAAGCUCUGUUACAAAACAAAAAAAGAAUAUAUACUUUCAACUAAUCGUUGAUAUAAUUUCAUGAAAUGUAGAUAUAUUUUACAUCUUAAUAUCAAAAACUCUAGUUAAAUUAAAGAAUGAUUUAAAGACCGAACUUUUUACGUCUGCAUUUUAAGCUCUUUUUCGCAGACGUCAACAUAUACUACCCUAUAUAUCAAAAUAUGUCUUUUUACCUGAUGUAAAAUGCUAAUUUGUCGUAUGAACAGCAUAUUUUUUUGGAUCAAAGAACUGCUUCACAAAGUUAUUAUGUGUAUACGUUCAAAACAGUUGGACCAGAGUUGUUCAUUUAAAGCAGCAUUAUCGGUAUCUUUGUGCUCAUUUUUGUUCUUGUAUUCCAGGAAAGAAACUUAUGACAUACAUAGGUCAAACAGUUUAACUAAUGCUAGGGAAGUCAGGUACUCCAUAUAUAUAUAUAUAUGUUUAAAAAACCAAACAAAAGCAAAAGGUACCAUACCCACCUAUCUUCGUAUUUAAUAUGUAUAUAAAAUAGUUUUUGCUGAUUUAGAAGCAAUACUUCUUGAACAUAGACUUGAUGUUUAGUCAUGAGACGCCAAUCAUGCUUUUAAUGAUUGAAAUAUUAGUGUGAUGUGCAGGUUUAAAAAAAGUGCCAUGUUUUAAGUCCAGUUAAUUUCUGUUCUCUUAAAUGAAUUUAAACAUUUACUUACUUUCAUUUGCGUUAUACUUACAUCUGAUAAUGUAAGAUAUGUUGAACUUUAAUUAAGCAAUGAAUAUUUUAGCAAAUGUUGUUAUGGUCCUAUAACACACAUUGCUAUUGAUGACAAAACCUAAUAAAGCCCGGCUAGGUUUUAUGUAAGUUUAAAGUUUGUCAGCAAUAGAAAUGUGUGCUAUAGGACCAUACCAAUAUUUGCUAAAAUAUUCAUUAUUUAUGUUUACA